AUGACAGUUCAUCGUACAUUGAUUAAUCUUUUGAUUUAUUUAUGUUAUUUGUCAACAUUUUCCAACUCUUAUGUACUACUUUAUCAUACGGAAAAUUUACCGUCAGUACAAUACUACGAUUGUAUUUAUUAUAAACAACCACAAUAUGAUCAUAAUAAUCAAGGGGUAAAAUACUGUCGUCAAUUAAACGAAAGUAAACCAUUACAACGUGAUUUCAAUGAAUUUUGUCAUAAUGGUGGUCAAUUAUGGUCAUUUGAAAAAUUAUCACGCCUUAAUGUAUCGGUAUUAAAUGUUUUGCAAUGGAGUUCAAGUGUAGAACAAACUGAUCGUUAUUCGAAAUAUCUAUUCAACAAAUCAUCUAAUAUGAAAGAUGAUUAUAUAUGUAACUGUACAACUUCAUCUACAUUUGGGAAAUUUUGUGAAUAUGAAUUUUAUGGUGACAUCACUUCUUUCUCUGACGCAAUUGCAAAACAGUUUAAACCACUUGGCAAUUUCUUUAUCAGCAGUAGCACGAUUCGUGUUGGUAGUCAACUUCAUGAUAAUCGACCAUGUUAUAUAACAUGGACAUGUGAUUCUGGAUUGAUGUGUUUGGAUUGGAGACAUAUUUGUAAACAACAAUGUAUGGAUGGUUUAGAUGAAGAUUAUUGUGAAACUUUAGAAUUUAACGAAUGUAAAAAUGAUGAAUAUCGAUGUGAAAAUGGAAUGUGUAUUCCAGAUGAAUAUUGGUUAGAUGGGGAUUUUGAUUGUAUGGAUUGGACAGAUGAGUCGGACACUAUUAUUGAGUCAGGUAUCGGCUGUUUUAAUUCACCUUCAUUCAUUUGUGAUGAACAUUUCUGUCCUUACAAUCAAUGGUCAUGUGGUGAUGGUCAGUGUGUUGCUGAUUCAACUGAUCGACACACAGGUGUUCGAUUUGCUAGAUUAGUAUUUUAUCAAAACAUGAGAGAUAUUAACUACAUGUGUGAAGCAGUUAUACGAGAUUCAAAAUCAUGGUGGACCAUUGAUAAAGGAUAUUGUUUACCUUAUUCAAUUGCCUAUCAAACGUCGGGCUUAGACUCAACAGCUAGUUGGAAUAAAUGCACAUUCGCUAUGAAAUGUGCAUUGAGUAAUGGUCUUGACCAAGACUGUACAUGCAAAAAUGCCGUUGCGUGCCGUUCAGUAGGUAUUGAUUCAUGUGAAUAUUUGUAUCUUUUUUAUCCAGGAUUAGGUUCACUCCUUGCUCCGUAUAUUAAUAUGAUCUAUGAACGUGAUCGAGAUUGGACAAACAAGAUACCAGACAGAGUUCUAUACAAUGGACGAGUGAAAUGUAUUGGUUACCAGAUGACUACGAUUGGCGGUUGGUGGUGGUCAACAGACGAAACAUUUUUGUUCUAUUCCUAUCGACUAUCCGAAUAUCGUAUGUGUGAUAUGGUAUAUGGAAUUGUACACAAUCGAAGUCAUACAGCUCCGCAUUAUGAUGAGAAUUGUUGGAAUAAUUCUAAAACAUUUAACAAUAAUCCCUAUCAAGUUUUAUUUCUCUGUUAUUCAAGAUUGCAGUCUAUCAAUAACUCAUGUCCAGAAAUUCAACGUCAUCGUUUCCAAUGUUCAUCGUCUGAACUAACAUGUUUAUUAGUCGGUGCAUUGGGAACUUGGGGAAAUGAUUGUUCCAACGGACGAGAUGAAUUCGAUAGCCAAACUGACAGUGUUGUAUCAAAAACUAUAGGCUGUUGGAAAAAGACUGAGGCAGGAUGUGCUUUUGCUAGAAAGUAUAUUAAAACUUCAUCAGAGAAUAAUACAAACAAAAUCAGCAGUGUUAAUAAUUCUAUUCUCAACUAUGAUUCACCAACAAUAAUUUCAUUUCGAUCAUAUUGUAAUUCAUUUUUCGACACACAGUCAGCAUUUGAUGAAUCAACAGAGUUAUGUGAAAAAUGGAUCUGUUUGAGUGAUCAAUAUCAAUGUUUAUCCGGACAAUGUAUCUCUCAAAGUUGGGUUUGUGAUGGUGAAUGGGAUUGUAGUGAUGGAUCAGAUGAGCAACGUCUUUUUAUUAUGAAUCAUCUCAGUGAACAUAAUUCCAAAUUGAUAAAUUUAACCAAACUAAAAGAACAAUGUCAACAACAAUAUCGUUUAGAUAAUACUCCAUUUUUUGAUAUUUGUAAUAUUUCAUUUGAAUAUCCAUGUUUUCGAACUGGUAUUGAUGAUCCAUUAAAUAUUAAACUUAAUCAUCCAUGCAUCAAUUUAACACAAAUUGGAGAUGGAAAAACAGACUGCUUGACUGCUCUUGAUGAAAGAAAUCGAUUACAAUGUACAAGUCAUGGUAUGUUGGGUUUUCAUUUUCAAUUCAAUGAUAGUUUUUGUAUACGAUAUACUGAUAUGUGCAAUGAUCACAAUCCAUGA
Rotaria sp. Silwood2 is the source of this 2370-nucleotide messenger RNA. Lineage: Eukaryota; Metazoa; Rotifera; Eurotatoria; Philodinida; Philodinidae. The record is from the annotation of a GenBank genome assembly.